AUGGAUAUAUCGUCGAAGUUUAAUAUCAUUAGCAAGAGCUUGUUCGAUAGACUUGGAACAGAUCAUGGAAUAAGACCGACUUGUGAUCCGGUUAAAAACCUCUAUAAAGAUGCAAUAGGUGAAAUAAAUUGUUUAGAUUUACAAUUUCACUAUAAAGGAAAAUGGCAAAGUUUGGAUGGUACUGAUGCAAACGACUUCGAAAUUCGCAAGAAUCCAACAUUUGAUCUGGUAUUGGGACAAGGUUGGUUAUGGGUGCACGAAGUAAAGAUACGUUUUAAUCCGGAUGCUAGAAUUGUCCGAUCUAUUAUUGGAAGAACUCAUGAAUAUGAUUGA
Messenger RNA from Acaulospora colombiana, 333 nucleotides. The record is from the annotation of a GenBank genome assembly. NCBI's taxonomy places the organism in Eukaryota, Fungi, Glomeromycota, Glomeromycetes, Diversisporales, Acaulosporaceae.